This is a messenger RNA of Zymoseptoria tritici IPO323, 486 nucleotides long. RefSeq lists its product as uncharacterized. The transcript is spliced from 3 exons. Bases 1 to 486 code for a protein of 161 amino acids. Gene Ontology annotation, biological process: positive regulation of transcription initiation by RNA polymerase II. NCBI's taxonomy places the organism in Eukaryota, Fungi, Ascomycota, Dothideomycetes, Mycosphaerellales, Mycosphaerellaceae. Gene Ontology annotation, molecular function: transcription coactivator activity; DNA binding. The record is from RefSeq and is a predicted model, not a curated record.
AUGUCCUCCAAACCCUCACGCAAGCGUGUCGCCGCCUUCGAAGAUCCCGACUCCGACACCAAUAACCAGCAGACCAAGAAAUCCAAAAAGACAUCUGGCUUCAGCACAGAAAUGCAAACCGACGCCGAUGGCAAUCCAUUCUGGGAGAUCUCGAACAAGCGCCGCUUGGGUGUCAGCACGUUCAAGAACAAUGUCAUGGUCAGCAUUCGGGAGUUUUACGAGAAAGAUGGACAGAUGUUGCCGGGUAAGAAGGGUGUGACGCUCACGACGGAGCAGUUCAAUGCUGUGAUUGAGCUGUUGCCGCAGAUUGAGCCGGUGUUGAAGGAGAAAGGGGUGGAUGUUGUGAGGCCGGAGUACGAUCAGGAUGAGGCCGAAUUUGAGGAAGUGGUCAAGCCCGUCGAGACGAAGAAGGUGAAUCGGCUCGACAAGUACAAGAACAAGAACAAGAAGAAUCACGAGAGUACGAGUGAGGAGGAUGCUGGCUGA